AUGGCCUACGCAAUGGAGUAUGCCCACACCGGUGAUGUCGAGACCUUUUCCGACAAUGGCGAACCCGACGUUUCGGAAAACUUCGAACAUGAAUUGGGUGCAGAGGACCAUGAGGCUGAGUUGGACGAAGGGUUUAACCCGGAUGAUUUGGGUAACGAAGACGACGGAGACUUCGAAGGAGAUGUAGCCGACGACGAGUUUAAUCCGGAGGAGCUGAGUGAAUUGGGCGAUGAAGAGGUCAACGAAGAGGCGUCGGGUGAGGAAGGUGAAGUAGCAGAAGUGGAGGAAGCUGCAGAUGACGUGGAUGAGAGUGAACUCGUUUGCACCUGCCCAGACGGGGAGGAAGAUGACGUCGAGGCACAGGAGGAAGCAGAAGUUGCACCGGCAGAUGUUGAAGAUGAGGAGGUUGCUGAGGAUGAGAACCCGGAGUUGAAAGACGGAAUGGAUGAUGCAGGUGUUGACACUGUUAGCGCUGAUGAGGUGGAUGUUGGUGCGAUGGAUCUGGUCGAGGGCAUGGAAGAAAGCCGUGAGACCAGCAGCGUGGUGAGCGAAGGCCACGUUGAAAUACCCGGCAGCCUUACUGGUGAUGGCAAGUCGGGCAAGCGUGUCCCUGGCAAGAAGCUGCACUGGGAGGCCAAGGCAUCCGUUCCGGCGUACGUCAUGAAGACCGCUAGCAAGUUCAAGGUCGACGACAUUAGUAAGGUGAGCAUCACCGUGAAGGGUCAAGGUUUGAAGAACGCCGCCACCAAGAUCGAAGCGAUGUCGAGUGCGGCCCGCGAAUCCAAACAGAAGCUGAAGGAGGCGGUGAACACCAACAAGCUAACCUCACAGAUGCAACGUUCCGAGGUCGUCGCUGCCGAGAAGGCCCGUGUGAACGCAGCCAAACAGGCGCGUGAAGCACAGGCUGAGCGCGUCCGCCUCGAGGCCGCCGAACGCAGGAAGAUGGAAGCCAUCGAGAAGCAACGCCAGCAACUGGAGUUCGAGAAAAAGAAAGAAGCACUGUCAAAAGCACGCCGCGAAGCGUUGGAAAAGAGCCGCGCCUGA
Babesia ovata is the source of this 1044-nucleotide messenger RNA. RefSeq lists its product as uncharacterized. The record is from RefSeq and is a predicted model, not a curated record. NCBI's taxonomy places the organism in Eukaryota, Apicomplexa, Aconoidasida, Piroplasmida, Babesiidae. The transcript has a single exon. Bases 1 to 1044 code for a protein of 347 amino acids.